Molecule: messenger RNA, 1813 nt
Organism: Spirodela intermedia
Lineage: Eukaryota; Viridiplantae; Streptophyta; Magnoliopsida; Alismatales; Araceae
Source: the annotation of a GenBank genome assembly
AUGCCCUCCGGGAAAGGAAGGUGGGUCCGGCUGCUGCUACUGCUCUCCCUGCUAGUGGCGUGGGCGCCACGCAGGGCGAUGUCGCUACCGCUGUCCACGAGCGGGCGGUGGGUGGUUGACGCGGUGUCGGGGAGGCGCGUGAAGCUGCGGUGCGUGAAUUGGGCGGCCCACAUGCCGGCGGUGCUGGCCGAGGGGCUGGACAGGAAGCCCGUGGACAGCAUAGCGGCGCGGGUGGUCUCGCUGGGUUUCAACUGCGUCCGCCUCACCUGGGCGACCGAGCUCUUCACCAGUCCGAGGUACGAGAAUCUCACGGUGGCCGGGUCGCUGCGCUCGCUGGCGCUGAGCUCGGCGGAGGUCGGAGUGGCGGCGAACAACCCGGCCAUGUCCGGCGUCACGGUGAGGGAGGCCUACGACGAGGUGGUGAGGGCGAUCGGGGAGGCGGGGCUGAUGGCGGUGCUCGACAACCACGUGACCCGGCCGAAGUGGUGCUGCGGAGGCGACGACGGGAAUGGCUUCUUCGGGGACGCGUACUUCGACCCCGAGCAGUGGCUGCGAGGCCUGGGCACGGUCGCCCGGCGGUUCAGGGACCACCCUCAGGUGACUGCAACUGCGGCAGCCGCCACCACCACCGGAGUGAGUUUAACCUCCGUUUCACCCUGCGCGGCGCCAGGUGGUGGGGAUGAGCCUACGCAACGAGCUCCGCGGCCCCCGGCAGAGCGAGGCCGACUGGUAUCGUUACGUCACACUCGGGGAGGCCGUCAUCCACGACGCGAACCCUGACCUUCUCGUGGUCGUCUCCGGGCUCAGCUACGACACGGAUCUCAGCUUUCUGAGCAGCCGGCCUCUGCCUUCCCUGCUGGACGGGAAGCUGGUGUUCGAAAUCCACUGGUACUCGUUCCCGCGGCGGCGCGAGUGGGAGGCCCUGUCGCCAACGCGGGUCUGCUCCGACGCGGCGGUGGGGUUCGAAGCUCGGGCCGGCUUCCUCGUCGGUGGUGGCGGCCGGAGCAGCUUCCCCCUCUUCGUGAGCGAGUUCGGGGUGGACCAGAGGGGCGAGGACAGGGCCGACAACCAGUUUCUGAGCUGCUUCCUGGCCUUCGCAGCGGAUAGAGACCUGGACUGGGCUCUGUGGGCUCUGCAGGGGAGCUACUACUGGCGGAAUGGUCGCGCCGGCUUCGAGGAGACAUACGGGGUGCUGGACUCCGACUGGGAGCUUCCCAGAAACCCCCAGUUCCAGGAGAGGUUCCGGCUCAUCCAGGAUAUGAUUCAAGGCAAGCCUUCCACUUCAACACCUGAACUCAUCUCUCUCGCUCUCUCCCUUCCCUCCUCUUACUUCAAUACUAGCCUCCCUCAGACACACCACUGAGAGCCGAUGAUUUCCGCCGGUGCAGACCCAGGAUCUUCAGCUCCGGCGUACCAACUGAUCUAUCAUCCACUGAGUGGACAGUGCCUCCACGCCGACGGGAGCAACAACGUGGUGUUGAGCGACUGCCGAAACCGCACCAGAUGGCAUUACGCUGGCAGCGGAGCCCCCGUCUUCUUGACGAACUCUUCUCUUUGCCUGAGGAUCGCAGGAGACGGCCUCCCGGUGACGCUAUCCACGGAGUGCGGCGACCUCCACAGCACUUGGGCCGUGAUCUCCGGGUUUCACCUCGCCGCCGCGGGUACCCGGGGCAGGCGGCUCUGCUUACAGAGUUCCUCUCCGGAGUCCUCCGCUGUGCUGACCAAGGACUGUCUCUGUCUGGUGGAGCCGGUCUGCCCCGAGAAUCCCCAAACUCAGUGGUUCCGGUUAGUCGCAUCGAACCUAGAAUGGUAG